UCUGUCGUUGCGCGUGCGUGCUGCGAACCUCCCGCUACGUGAUUAGCGUUUCCUGUUGCUAGGAGACGAGAGGAAACCGCAUACAGCGCAGCGGACACUCAGUUAGCGCCACCAUGCCAAAGAAAGGUGGGAAAAAAUCAGGCAAAUUAAGCCGAAUGUCUGAGGAGGAGCAGUUACUGUAUAUGCAACAAAAGAUGCUGGCCGAGGAGGAGCAGAAUAAGAAGAAAGAAGACAUGUUAAUGCAGUUUCUUAAGGACAAGCUUGCUAAAGAGGAGCACAGCAGCAAUAUUAAUUUGAACAAGCUGAAUGUACAGUGGCGUGCUGUACUGCGAGAGGUUAAGGCCAAGGAGCUGCGUGAAGAUUUAGAGGUUCUCAGUCAGACUUUUGAAAGAGUUGUGGAUUGUAAGAACAAUGUCAUCAAGUCACUAAUAAAAGAUGUAGAGGAGGCGGAGGAGCAGUACAACCAUGCCCUACGUAGUCACCUCCAGAACACUGACCAACUUCUGGAGCUGCAGAGGGAGCGCCUCGAUCUGCUGCAGGAGGAGUAUCAGCAGGAACUGGAGACUGUGCAGAGAGAAUUUGAUACAGAGAGAAAGAUGAUCAUUGCGCAGAAGCAGAAAGAAAUGUUGUAUCUACAGAAUGUGAUGCUGGCCAUGGAACAGAACACUUCUGAGAGUGAGAAUGACGCUAAACAGGAAUUCCAGAGUAUGAGAGAUGAUAUAAAAAACAAGAGCUUGGAGGAGAAACAUUCGCUGCGUGUGGUUCUGGAGGGCACCGUAGAGGAUCUCUGGAAACAGUUUCAGCAAGCCCUGAAAAACUACACAAGCUCCACAGAGGACCGCAAGAUUGCCUUUGAAGCCUUAAAAGCAAAAGAUGAGAAAAGUGCUGAAGAAAUUGCUUACCAGAUGAAAAAGCUUCAGAAGUUUCAGGAAUCGAUAGCAGCCCUGAGGAAUAAGAUUGCAGUUCAUGCUCGGGACAGUGAGAGGCAGAACCUGCAGCUGCGAGAGAAUAAGGAAGUGGUGCACAAGCAGUUCCAGAAGCUGAAAUCUCAGAUGAACCAAGCCAGAGCUGCAGAUCACAGUAACCUUACCACUCUGACUCUGCAGAGCAAUGCUGCGCUCAAAGAACUGAAGAGGGUUAUAGACAAGGGUGAGCAUAUACUACAUGUGGCGGAGAUGUGCCGCAAGCUGGAGAGUGAGGAAGAGAAAGUGCUGCCGUUCUACCCGUCCUCUCUCAGUGAUGCAGAGAGAGAGGAGGCUGAGAGAGCCAGCAUGGAGAAGCCUUCUGAGCAGUUGGCACUGUUAAUGCAGGACUAUACAGCUCUGGACCAGUUUUGGAAGCGGUACAACAAAGUUCUGCUUGAACGCUGGGCAUUGGAUCAUGAGAAAGCAGUCCUGUCCCAGGAUAACCAGAAGCUACGCAUUUUGUUGAAGCAGUACCUGGAUGGCAUCUCUGUGAGUGAUGAGGUCCUCACCCAACAGAACUCACUGCUAAUUCUCAACAACCGCAGCAACUUGCCUCAGAAAGCUCCACCACAAGUUCCUGUCACUGACAAAAGGGUGCAGCGCCCUGUCCAUAACAUAAUCGAAGCGGCUCACAUAGUAAGCCAUACCCUUUGACCGCACUAAUUCUGCAUCCGUCACUUGGUCAUGUGACCUGUGAUGGCUCUACUUGUAGGGAGAAUUUUAUUUCUUAGUACUGUAUACGUUUUACCUUAGAAAUGUCUGUGAGGCAGAUGAAGGUGACCUGCAUAGUUUCCAGAUUCUCUCUCUAGAGAAGAGUUGAGUAGUAGCAAAUAAAAUGAAACAAAGAAACCUCUCCUAUUACUAUUUAUCAUACAUUGUUAUACAUAUUUGUAUACAGAAAACCCAUAAAGUAGACGUCACCAACCAACAA
Molecule: messenger RNA, 1896 nt
Organism: Pseudophryne corroboree (corroboree frog)
Lineage: Eukaryota; Metazoa; Chordata; Amphibia; Anura; Myobatrachidae
Gene: CCDC65
Product: coiled-coil domain containing 65
Exons: 9
Coding region: 114-1619 (501 amino acids)
Biological process (GO): regulation of cilium movement; cilium-dependent cell motility; axonemal dynein complex assembly
Cellular component (GO): axoneme; axonemal dynein complex
Source: RefSeq, a predicted model, not a curated record